UGUUCCUUUCUGCAACUCAUUUCACUUGGAGUUGAGCUCUAAUGGCAGUCAACAGUCAUAAUUCAGAAUCCAAAGGUUCGGAGCCCGAAAUCGAUGGUAACAUCCUAAUCGCUCAAGCCUUCUCUCGCGCCGGCAUCGAUUGUAUGUUCGGUGUGGUUGGCAUCCCCGUAACAUCUCUUGCGAAUCGUGCUGUCGCUCUUGGAAUCCGAUUCAUCGCUUUCCACAAUGAGCAAUCCGCAGGCUAUGCUGCCUCUGCCUACGGUUACCUUACCGGCCGUCCUGGAGUUCUCCUAACCGUCUCUGGUCCCGGCUGCGUUCAUGGACUAGCCGGUCUCUCAAACGCUGCCACCAACACUUGGCCCAUGGUCAUGAUCUCUGGAUCUUGCGAUCAGAAGGAUUUUGGUCGCGGAGAUUUUCAGGAGCUCGAUCAGAUUGCCGCUGUGAAACCCUUUUCGAAGUUCUCUGCAAAGGCUACAGAUAUUUCAGAAAUCCCUAAACACGUCUUUGAUGUCGUCGAUCAUGCUGUUUCAGGCCGGCCCGGUGGGUGUUACUUGGAUAUCCCAACAGAUGUUCUACAUCAAACAGUUUCAGAAUCCGAGGCUUCAAGGCUCUUGGAUGCGGCCGAGAGCUCUAGGGUUCCACAAGCGAUUGAAAAAUCUGUCGGAAGCCUUGAAACUGAAAUUCAGGAAGCCGUGUCUGUACUCCGAAGCGCUGAGCGGCCUCUUAUUGUGUUCGGAAAAGGUGCAGCUUAUUCUCGGGCUGACGAUGCCUUGAAGAAGUUCGUUGAUACGACAGGGAUUCCCUUCUUGCCCACUCCAAUGGGGAAGGGUUUGUUGCCUGAUACACAUGAGCUUGCUGCCACGGCUUCUCGAUCACUCGCUAUUGGUCGAUGUGAUGUAGCGCUUGUUGUGGGUGCCCGGCUUAACUGGUUGUUGCACUUCGGUGAGUCCCCGAGAUGGUCUAAGGACGUGAAAUUCAUUCUGGUCGAUGUCUCCAAGGAAGAAAUUGAGCUACGGAAACCACAUCUGGGUUUGGUUGGUGAUGCUCGACAUGUCAUGGAGUUGAUAAAUAAGGAGAUUAAGGAUGAACCUUUCUGUUUGGGGAAAUCGCAUUCUUGGGUUGAAGCGAUUUCGAAGAAGACCAAGGAGAAUGUUUCAAGGAUGGAAUUGCAGUUGGCAAAGGAUGUUGUACCAUUUAAUUUCCUUACUCCGAUGAGAAUUAUUAGGGAUGCAAUUCUGGCACAGGGAAGCCCUGCUCCGAUUGUGGUAUCGGAGGGAGCAAAUACCAUGGAUGUUGGUCGGGCUGUAUUGGUUCAGACAGAGCCUAGAACAAGGCUGGAUGCAGGGACUUGGGGAACUAUGGGUGUUGGUCUCGGUUACUGUAUUGCUGCAGCUGUGGCAUCACCGGAUCGACUGGUAGUUGCUGUUGAAGGAGACUCUGGAUUCGGAUUUAGUGCCAUGGAAGUCGAGACACUAGUGCGGUACCAGUUGCCCGUGGUUGUGGUUGUUUUUAACAAUGGUGGUGUCUAUGGUGGUGAUCGGAGGAACCCUGAAGAAAUUACUGGGCCUUACAAGGAUGAUCCUGCUCCCACCUCUUUUGUUCCUGGUGCAGCUUAUCAUACUGUAAUGGAAGCUUUUGGAGGAAAAGGAUAUCUUGUUGGGACACCAGAAGAACUCAAAUCUGCGCUUGCUGAAUCAUUUUCAGCACGAAAGCCAGCUGUAAUAAAUGUAACUAUUGAUCCCUAUGCUGGAUCAGAAAGUGGGAGGAUGCAGCAUAAGAACUGAGGUAGGCCAGUUUUUCUUUCUGAAUUUGUAUCAUCUGCUUGGGCCAGCCAAAUAGUCACUGCACGUAAAUCAUGCAAGGCGGCAUAACAGUUGCUGCUAACAACAGGCUCCCAUGGUUCUAUUUACUUAAUUCUGCUGGCACAGAAAGUAGUUGUUUGAGUAAUUCAUUGAUGGUUUUUCCCAAUGAUUUUUGUGUAAUAAUGGCGAUUUUUAAUUCAAACAAAUAAAUUUGGUUGUGAGAGCAUGUCAA
Molecule: messenger RNA, 2034 nt
Organism: Telopea speciosissima
Lineage: Eukaryota; Viridiplantae; Streptophyta; Magnoliopsida; Proteales; Proteaceae
Product: 2-hydroxyacyl-CoA lyase-like
Exons: 2
Coding region: 42-1784 (580 amino acids)
Biological process (GO): fatty acid alpha-oxidation
Cellular component (GO): peroxisome
Molecular function (GO): magnesium ion binding; catalytic activity; thiamine pyrophosphate binding
Source: RefSeq, a predicted model, not a curated record